AAAUGUUAGUAAUUCAAGUAGUAGUAAAUCAAGUGUUUAUAGUGGCCAAGCUAAGUUUCAUUAUUUAGCAGACUAUUUUAGCAUAAACUAUAUCUGUAGUUCAAAGACUAUAAAAUGAUAAGACAAUUUUCAGAGCUUUUUUAUACUCAAUGUUUUUUUUUAGACGGAGCUCUGUGGAUGUUUUUUAUUGGAAUAUAUUAUACUUCUACAAACUAUAACCGUACAACGAUUGCCCAUAUUAUUAUGUAUAACUAAGGAUUUAUACUGACAUUGGAAAUUUGGGAAUUUUAUGAACUUACCUAUGUUAUAAUUUAUUGUUUAUUGUACGUGAAAUAAAUACUUUUGACUAUAUGAAUUACGUUUUUAUUACUAUUAUUUUGGUUCAAUACCCUGGGGGUUUAAUAGCUAAACAAUCCUCAGGUCUUUACUCUAAAUGUUAGAGACUGUGACAUCUUACACAUAUACAGAAUACAGAUUAUAAAUAAAAGCAGGAUACAUUAUAACCUUAAGCGCAAUUUGGUAUACAUGUCGUAUUAUGUCUGUAGAAAAAUGUUUUCAAAAUAUUUUCUAGUGUUGUAUGACUGCCUAGGCAAUAAAGAAAAAAAUUAAAAUUAAAAAAAAGAACAGUGAAAGUUAUGACUUUAUGAGUAUUAAAAUAAAAAAACAUUUUACAUAAUACCCUGAGGUGGUUGGCCAAAAUCCAGAAGAGCGUAGUGAUUAGGAGGAAAAUCCCCUAGUAUAUAAUAAGAAUGUAUCAUACGCCUGUUAAAAAUAUAAUAUUAUAUGUGCAAUAAUUCAUUGUACGGAAUACCUACGCACAAUCAAAAGCGUUGUUGUGUCGACCGUGUCCCCUCAGGUCGGUCUGAAAUUUACUGGUGAGUGAUAAAUAUAUUUUUGACAAGAGCAUUUUACUUUUAGACAUCAAUUACGCUGAAACUACUUACACAGACUUACAUUUUGAAACAAAUACACUUUUCCUUUUGGUGACAAGACUCGCGUACUUCUUCUGUGCGCAUGCUCAGUACAGUUUUGGUGCGGCUUGUUCGGAUAUUUUUCCAUUCUACACAGACAUUCAAAUUGUCAGACUUUUUACAAAAUAGAUGUGACGCAUCAGAGAACUGACUCUAGUUCCAGUGGCAUUUGAGGCAGGUAAAGCGGACAUGAUCGGCGGCGACCGCUGAACGGCAAUGAACGACGACGACGGCGGCGGCAGUGCAGACGGACGCCGUUCGGUCAGGCACCACGGCAAGCACCACAAAAUGGCACCGCCUAACAGAUGGCCGACCACGGGCGGAUCGGCGGCCGCGGCGUCGGUGGCCGACGUCGUUCGCCCGGCCGCGUCCGUCGCGGGCCGCCAUCACCGCCGGCACGACGUGUUGGUCGCUGCGGCCGGCGGCAACGACACCGCAUCCCGGUCACCGCAGCCGCCGCCACCGCAUGUGCUGCAGCACGCCGCGCCGGACAGCAUGUGCUACACGACCAACGAAGUGCUCGUCAUCAUCGCCGUCACGUGUUUCCUCAACUUCGCGUUCAUAUUGCUUAUCAUGACGUGCGUGCACUGCUUCACGGACCCGUCGCAUCACAAGAAAUUCGGAUCGGUAGCGUACGCGGAGCUCGGCGACGAGCUUUUCGACGCGGACAUGAUCGACGGUGACACGGUGACGCUGCUGAACCCGACCAAAUCGUCGCGAGACGCACUGGACUACGCGUAUGAGAAGAAAAACGGCUUCGGCGAAUGCGAUCUGGAGUCGUGUGCACCCUAUCGGGGCCUGAUACGCGACCACCGGUGCAAGUCCCGGAGAAAAUCCGAAGAUGACCUGCUCAACGCCGCAUUCGAAUGACCUCGAUGGGCGGUCGCCCCGGACCGGUGCCGGGCGCGGUCCGACACAUUCAUGUUGAAGACCCUGGGUCGAGUGGAAAAAAAAACGCACCGUCGAUUCGGCGGGACCAAAUUGGCGACGGGGCAACGACAUUACAACAAGUAUUCUGCCGUGACCUAGACAACCCUUACGCGCCGCAUAUAAUGUCAUAUUAUGUUAUAAUAUUUAUAAUAUAUAGUACCUACGCCCCCACUCAUGUGUCAACCUAAUCAAUAACCCGACCUAUAGCAGUACCUAUAGCUGCUGACCUAUGUAUCGUCCACGUCUACGCGACACAUGCCAAGUCUAAAAAUGUUGGGUUUUGGACUUCAUAUUGCAAGAUGCAGUAUAAUUCAUCAAGCAUACUCACUCCUUUUUUAUUUUUCAAUAUAAUGCAGUUAAUCAAAAUCUAAUUUUUGGAAUUUUUAAAAUAUGUAUGUAAAUUAUAAAGACCAUAUUUUCAAAUUUUAGGUAUUUUAUACUACUUUUUCACUCACUUGUUCACUCACUCAAAUGUUGAUUUUGAUAGGUACAUCAACAUUUUCAAAAAAAUAAUCGGCUAAAUAAUUUACAAUAAAAUAGUUAGGGGAUAUUUUCAUAUUUUGAAAAACAGUAGUUUGUAUCGCUACAUAACACCCUUAAGUGGUACACAAAAUCCCAAAAAAAUGAAAAUAUGGUAUUAAAGUACAUUUAAAAAGUUCAAAAAUCAGUAUUUGAAAAAAUUAAUUUUAAAGGUAAAAUGGGGAUGAACCAACUUGGUGAAUCACUCAGCAGUAUAUUAAAAUAGAUACAAUUAUUGUAUCUUUCGAUUCUAAUUUCUAACACGUUACCAAAUAUUUUACAUGGGUAAUCCAAAAAUACAAACAAAAAAUUACUUUUUAAUGUUCAGACGGAAUAGAAAACUUAUUCUCGGAAAUCAUUGUUUUGGACUCCAAAUAUUUUGCUCGAACGAGGACGAUAAAAUAAAUAAAUAUAUACGCUGAAAGAUCCGCUUGACGCUUAAUUCAAUGUCCCUUUUUCCUCAACCUGCUGAAAAUGAUAUGUAACACUUCAAUUUGGGUACAUUUGAAUUGAUUCCCAAUGUAUCUGUUAAAUAUUCCCAACCGGCUGUCGCAUUGAUUCACAAUCCAAAAAAUAAAAUAUACCUUUACCUAUCAAUGGGUCUCCAACCAAAAUAAUGCACUAAAACUGUUUAUAUAUUCAAUCAAAUAUGAUAAUCAUAAAUACCUAAUAUUGAGUACCUACGUAAAAUAAGUUUUUGGUAAAUUUCAACCAAUA
This is a messenger RNA of Acyrthosiphon pisum (pea aphid), 3137 nucleotides long. RefSeq lists its product as uncharacterized. The record is from RefSeq and is a predicted model, not a curated record. The transcript is spliced from 4 exons. The coding region runs from base 1188 to 1841 and encodes 217 amino acids. Lineage: Eukaryota; Metazoa; Arthropoda; Insecta; Hemiptera; Aphididae.